UAGUAUGUAUUCCUGACCAUGGGUUGCCAGAUCCUCACGUCCAUAAUCCUUCUUCCUUCCACUGAUAUAAUCCGGAUACUGUUAGUAUGACUGGGUUGCCAGAUCUGAUGCAGCACUCCUUCACUCUCCUUCUUGGGCAAAUAGCCCUUACACAGCCUGGAGGUGUGUUGGGUCAUUGUCCUGUUGAAAAACAAAUGAUAGUCCCACUAAGCAUAAACCAGAUGGGAUGGCGUAUCGCUGCAGAAUGCUGUGGUAGCCGUGCUGGUUGUGUUCCUUGAAUUCAAAAUAAAUCACUGACAGUGCCACCAGCAAAGCACCCCCACACCAUCACACCUCCUCCGUGCUUCACGGAAAUCAUCUGUUCACCUACUCUGCGUCUCAAAGACACGCCGGUUGGAACCAAAAAUAUCAAAUUUUGACUCAUCAGACCAAAGGGCAGAUUUACACCGGUCUAUUGUCCAUUGCUUGUGUUUCUUGGCCCAAGCAAGUCUCUUCUUCUUAUUGGUGUCCUUUACUAGUGGUUUCUUUGCUGCAUUUUGACCAUCUGAUUCAUGCAGUCUCCUCUGAACAGUUGAUGUAUCUGUUACUUGAACUCUGAAACAUUUAUUUGGGCUACAAUUUCUGAGGCUGGUACCUCUAAUGAACUUAUCCUCUGCAGCAGAGGAAACUCUGGGUCUUCCUUUGCUGUGGCGGUCCUCAUGAGAGCCAGUUUCAUCAUAGCGCUUGAUGGUUUUGCGAUUGCACUUGAAGAAACUUUCAAAGGUCUUGAAAUGUUCUGGAUUGACUGACUUUCAUGUCUUAAAGUAAUGAUGACUGUCGUUUCUCUUUGCACGGACUUGAGCUGUUCUUGCUAUAAUGUGGAAUAGGGCUAUCUUCUGUAUACCACCCCUAGCACCGGCUGUCACCGUCAAGGUCAACGCAGUAUUUUCCCCACAGGUGUUGUUUGACAGGAGGUAUUUGGGGAGUUUUGUUUUCAAAAUGGCUGCCGUUGUAUCACUCAGAGGUGCUACACACUGGUGGUGGGUGAGUCAGAAGUUGACCCCUAAGAGCAGAUCUAGGAUCAGCCAAGCUGACCCCCCUUGUAAGUAACCUCCAACAAUUUAUCAGGAACGGAUCAUCUCCUAACUGACCUUAGACCAGAGUCUCGGGUUAACUGCCAAUGUCAGAUAUACAGGCAGUGAACCCGACGUGUUCGUUUUGGCUGGCUCUCAUUGAAGUCUACUCCCCUAAGUACAGCUUUAGGAUCUGCACGUUCAAUCCUAACCUAAACCUUCUUGACCAUUUAUCAAGACCAUCUCAUAGCUGACCAUCUGACCUCAGACCAGUGUCCUGGGGUCCACUGACCCUGCAAUGCUGCUCUCAUUCCAGCUAGGAUUGUGACGAUACCAGUAUCACAAUAUUUAUUUUUCCAUGGCAAAAAUGAAAACCCCAAACUCUUUGGUCCUUUUUAAAAACCUGCUGUAUGUAAAAUAUUGUGUGCUAUAGCUUGGGGGGAAAAAUGUGACUCUAGAUAACAAAAUGUUUGUUUCUCUAAUUCCAACCUCUCACCUGAAAUACGGCCUGCCUGCCUCUCCACUCGGAGUGGAGCUGGGAAGGCAGAGAGAGGGGGAUGAAGAUGGGCUUGCUGACGGAGCGGGAGAGGGGUCGGAAGAAGACAAAUGGAGGGUGAAAAGAGAAGGCGAAGCGAUGGGGUAGAAGGAAAACCCAGGGAGGAAAUGGAGAGUGAGAGACAGACAUAUGGUUGCCGUGGUGAUGGCCAGGAAGAAGUCUAAGACGAAGCCCAAUGGGAAGAAGCCGCCAGCGGAAGAGAAGAAGCAGUAUCUGGAGGCGGAGUUUACGAAAGUACGGGUGGUGGACUUCGACCUGAAAGAGCUGGUGCUGCUGCCCAGGGAGAUAGACCUCAACGAAUGGCUCGCCAGCAACACUACGACCUUCUUCAAUCUUAUAAACCUGCAGUACAGCACCAUCUCUGAGUUCUGCACUGGGGACACCUGUCAAGCCAUGACCGCCUGUAACACAAUAUACUACUGGUAUGACGAGAGGGGGAAGAAGACAAAGUGCACCGCACCUCAGUACGUCGACUUCGUCAUGAGUCUGGUGCAGAAGCUGGUCACAGACGACGACAUCUUUCCUACGAAAUACGGCAAAGAGUUCCCCAACGCGUUUGAGUCUUUGGUAAAGAAGAUCUGCCGGUAUCUGUUCCACGUCCUGGCUCACCUCUUCUGGGCACACUUUAAGGAGACAGUCGCCCUGGAUCUACAGGGCCACUUGAACACUCUGUACGCACAUUUCAUUGUUUUCGUAAGGGAAUUCAACCUGGUCGACCCCAAGGAGACCUGUAUCAUGGACGACCUGUCCGAAAUCCUCUGCGCCCCCGCGCCCCCAGCGCCUGCCGCCCCUUCCUCCCCCACCUCGGCCCCUUCCCCCUCCUCACACAACCAUGUGACGGAGAGAUGAGCAGGGGUUGCCGCGAGAAGCAGCCCCGGGAAGGAGGUGGUAGAUGAUAAAGAUAGAGGAGAGAUGUGGAAACAGAAUGCCUGGUCCCCUUCCUAGGCUUCUGGCUUCAGCAGCAGGACCUGGAGACCUUCCACUACCCUUAUAUUUCGCUAUGACGCCAGCCAGCCGGAAGGAUCCAGGGGGGAGGGUUUUUUGGGGGG
Molecule: messenger RNA, 2657 nt
Organism: Salvelinus fontinalis (brook trout)
Lineage: Eukaryota; Metazoa; Chordata; Actinopteri; Salmoniformes; Salmonidae
Product: MOB kinase activator 2-like
Exons: 5
Coding region: 1738-2457 (239 amino acids)
Biological process (GO): signal transduction; positive regulation of protein phosphorylation
Cellular component (GO): cytoplasm; nucleus
Molecular function (GO): protein kinase activator activity
Source: RefSeq, a predicted model, not a curated record